CAUCAUUCUUGCAAACACAGCCAUGAAUCUUGGUUCCAUGGAGCUGGCCAAUCAGAACCUUCUCGCCCCAGACAUGGCACAAGCCAUUCAGCUCCUCUCUCGUGGUGCUCCAAGAGAUGGAAGGUCAGCUCAGGUCGCGGAAUGCUUGGUUCGACUCAAGGAGAUCGAUGGCAUGACUCAAGUGGAGCAAUGUCGGCUCUCGGAGACAGGCAUGACUGAGAGGCAACGGAUUGUGGAGGAGCAGCGUUCCAAACGCUAUGAACGCCUUGCAGAGGUUAUAGAGGCUUCAGUGAAAGAGGGGGCUGCGACCAACCGUGAAGCAAUCUCUGCGAGAGCGGAGGUUUCAAAGCAAGCCAUCAAAGGAAAUGUUCAGAUUGAGGAGUACCGUGCCAAAGUGUCGACCUACAAUACCUGGCAUUGGACACUUCUUUCAGUCUUUUGCACGGCUGCCAUCAGUUCACGACGGCGAAGAUCAGGCUGGAUGCGAAGGUUGAAUUUGUUGCCUUGGCUUCUUUUGGCCUAUUUGGCCUGGCAGAAGCUGAGAAAGAUACAGAGCUCCAACUUGUGGCAACUGAGUUCCAACUUGCUGAAGCUUCGAUGGUUCUCUCUUGAACAAUUUCAAGGUGACCCGAGUACGAAGUCGGAAGCCGACUCCAAUGCAGAGAGUCAGACUCAGAGCACCUCCACCCAGAGCACUUCCCAAAGAGUCGCGACGCUUCCUGCGAUGCCUCACUCCGACGAAGCCGACGCGGCGUCUCCGACAGCAGCGAAAGUGGCAGCUUCGGCAGCGUAUGCAGCGUUGUGCAGAGACUUGCAGCAGUUUCUCGAACCAGCUGGACUUGAUUCCUACGCAGAAAGUCUUGCUGCACAUGGCUACGAUGUGGAGGUCCUGAGAGAGCUUGAGCGUUCUGAGCAGGACGAAAUGCUUGAGACGGUCAAGUGCUUGCCUGGCCAUAAAGUGAAGUUUCGGAAACUGCUCGUGAGAAGCCAAAGCUGAGCUGUUAGGUGUUGAUGCUAAAAAGGAGCACGAAAAAGAUGAACAAGGGAUGAAACAGUAAAGAAUCCCAGGCAUGUGAGGCGUGCAGAGCUUUUGCGCACCAAUGCUCAGGGAAUCUGCCAUGCAGCUGGGACCAAGGGACGAGGAGCUGGACAAG
Durusdinium trenchii is the source of this 1154-nucleotide messenger RNA. Lineage: Eukaryota; Dinophyceae; Suessiales; Symbiodiniaceae. The record is from the annotation of a GenBank genome assembly.